GGCGAGUGAUGACGUGUCGCGGUCGCCUUCCUCCUCUCUCUCCCCCCCUCCCCCGUUGUUGUCAGGAGAAGUGCAAGAUUGUCACUGAGCGUCCAUGUUUCUUCGUGCUGUUUAUAAAUUGGAGUUGGCCCUUUACUCUUUGCCUGUUAUUAAACCCAGCCAGCGGCAUAUACACGCAGGGAUAUAUAUAUUUCUUGCGUUGGGAGGAGAGCUAGAGUCUGAGGCAGGAGGGUUUUGCGAGUGAGCGAACAAUCGCAGGAAGUCGCUUCAGUGUGGCCGCCAUUUUCACUCAAAACUUUUUUUAAUCCGACGAGUUGUAUUUAUUAUCUGUGGAGGUAGGCCGGUGAUUCUCCUCUUUCCCCGGACCCAGCUCCGUCCCUCCCUCGCUUCCCAACAGUUACUUUGGAAGAAUUAGACGUUUUUGGCGUUGCAUGGUGACCGCCUUCUUAGUUGGACCUCGUACCUCAGAUGCUGAACUCGGGAUUUUAGCCAGAAGUCGGAAGCGGAGGAAGAGGCGGCGGCAAGUCCCCAUGCACCCGUUACCCCUGCCCCGACCACCGCCAGGCCCUCCGCCCGUCAGUGUAGCCUCAAAGACCGUGGUUGUGAGCCGCCACCGUCACCCGCACCCCAACCAGCAGCAGCAACAUCCCCAACAGCAUCCCGGCAAGGCUGCCGCGGUGAGUCGAGCCUGGAAGAUUCGCUGCUCUUCUUCCGCCGCGCUGCUGCAGAGACAUACUCACGGGCGGCCGGCUUCCCGAGGCGGCGGGGCUGGAGGGCCCGCGCCGGCCACCGGGACCGAAAAAACGACACCAGCCAGUGGCGGCUGCUUGACCGCGGAAGAGCGCAAGAAGGAGGGAAAGGUGACCAAAUCCAACAUGGGAAGAUCGGAUAAAGCAACAAUUCCCCACACACAAUUCAUGUAUAGUGUAAAUAAAACAGAAGAGUACUGCCAACCCUUAAAUACCAAGAAAAGAAACAGACGUAGCCUACAGUUGAGAAAAACCUCAAUAAAGAGGAAUGAAAACAGCCAUAAUCAGAAUGCUCCAUCUGUUGAACACUGCAAUACUCUCAAAAAAGAUGCAGAAAAACCAAUUGUUUCUGCACACCACUCAAAGAAUCUAAAAUUACUGAAAGUUGGUCUGAAGUCUGUGCUGAGCCUUCAAGGAGAUCAAAACUAUGCUGGGCCAAAGUUUAGUGAGCCGCCAUCACCCAGUGUUCUACCUAAACCACCCAGUCAUUGGGUAGGAGCACAUGCUGAGUAUCCUGAUGAGAGAGCUCAAGACAAUUGCCAGAACAGUCUCACCAGAAAUAAAAACAAUAUUCAAAUAGAUUCCAGCUUCAUGGAAAGUUAAAUGGAAGUUGUUAAGGAAAUUAUCAUUUGACACCAAAAAGGAACUGGAGCUUUUUGGUUGCUGCUUUAACACCAAUAGAGAUAAGGGAAUUCCAUAUGAGAUCUGAAGGAAAUAAUAAGGCUUACAUGUCAGCGGAUGAAGAAUGACAACAGAUGAAGGAGAAUGAAGAGUAAAAUCAUCAACAUAAGAUUUUGCAGAUUUCCAAGAGAUGAAAAAAUCUCCACGAAAACUCGAUUACGUUGAUUUUUCUUUUGCAAAUGUUAGUAAAUGAAGAAACUUAUACCCACAGGCAUAAAUAAGGUAAAGAUUUAGUGAUUCAGUUACUGUACUGCAAGAGAAAUUAGGGAUUUGUACAUUGAAGGAAUACAAUCUGAAUGAAGCAGAUGUACAUUGAAUAAAAUAAACAAAAAGUUGGAUGAUGAGUGAAUCAGGUCAUUGAUAUGGAAAAGAAGCAGAACGGGGGUGACAGACAAAGCCAUCUCCUGUUCUGCGAUUAUUUUCCAGUAUUUCAGAUGCUCAGUGCAAAUUUUAUUUUACCAACUAACUUUCUUAUGAAUAUUCUCAACCAAAUUGUAAGCUGAACUCUUUAAAAUCCAGAGGACACAGAUUUGAAAGGAGAUGACAUUUAUCCAUGCACAACUUGAUUUGAUUUGGCUACUUAAAACAUUAAGAAAGCAGAUUUAAUGUAUUGAGUCCAAAACGCUUCUCCCCAUAGAUGCUGCCAGACAUGCUGAGUUUUGCUAGCAAUUUCUGUUUUUGUUUCAGAUUUCCAGCAUCUGCAGUUUUUUUUAUUCUAAUGUCUCUUAAUGCUUCUGUCCUUCUGCAGGAGGAAAACAUGCACAAUAAGUGUGAACAUGUGCAAACAUUGGGGGUGGGAGGAUAGUUGAUGCCUGGCAUGAAGCCCCUGAAUCCUUUUGAGAAGUAGGCCACUGAGCUGGCAGGACACCAAGGGAGCAUGCCUGUGAGGAAGGGGAGAUUGGAUGUCUACAGCCACCUAGUGAGAAUGCCUCCGAUCUGUUGUUCCCAGUUGCAUAUCAAGCAUCAACAUGUAGGAUGAGUUAUUUUUCAAUAACUAAUUAUUUAUUCAGUAAGCGAGGAAUUAAAUUAUAUUUGUUUAGUUGUGGAGCACUUUCAGUAAUAAGGUAAUAGGUUAUGGUUUUACUACUGUUUUAUGGCCCAAGUUAAACAUUGUUUAAGUGAAGUGACAGCAUUGAUAGUUUGCUAAUCACAAAAUGUGUAGAUGCUUUUAAAGUGAACACAGUUUUUACUCAGGAUGCAGCUCUUUGUACUUUAGAAUGGUUUAGUUUUGUAAUUUUGUACUGUUGGUUUAAAAGAGAAAUAGUUAAAGUAUAUAGCAGGGUACAUGUAUGUGUUUGUGUUUCUGUUGUGUGUACUUGUAUGACUUUGGAAUUAGGCUCCAAAGUGAAUUUUCUAGUCCUGUAAUUGAUUUGACUGCUUUAUAUGUAUUUAUGAGUGUAUUAUACUGCACCUUCUAUGUGUAUUCUGUAACUUCAGUUUUAGUAUACUGAUCAUUUCUAUGUACUAAUCUUUAUGUAGAUUCUGCACAGAUUUUUAUUCUAGAGCAGUUUGUACUGUUCAUAUUUUUAGUUAACAUGUCAUAGGCCCCAGAGUCCAGGUGACAUUGUGCAUUGACAAAAGGUUGUUUUAAUUAAAACAGCUUUGGAUUUUUGAGAACAUUACAUGUAUCAAUUGGGACAUUUGAAGCUCUCUCAAAUCACUGAGAGUUGACAUUACAUACUCCUAGACUUGCACAUAAAUAGCUUCACUGAGAGCACUUUAUCAGUAAAGAUGUAGAACAUUGGCAUGUUGAUGCAGUCAAACUGUUACAAAGGGGUAAUCCUACAAAGGUGAUCAGCAUUGUCAAAAAUGAAUCAAGAGACAACAGGAAGUAAUAUCAUUUGAUGACCAUUACUUUUAAAUCAGGAAUUGGCUGUACAUUGUUUAGCCAAUGUGAUGUUAAUCAUACACUGUUCAUGAGUUGGCGAGAAGUUAGAGUUCAGGUUGUUUCCGGUCAUGUACAGGGGCUGAUGGCUAACAAGGGUUAAUAAGUAGUAAUUCUUAGUGGUUCAGUGCACAGAAAGGAAGAACAAAGACAGAAACACAGAAUUCAGGAGCAGAAAUAGGCCAUUCAGUGCUUCAAGUCUGUUCUGCCACCAUUCAAUAUGAUCUAUGGUUGAUCAGUACUUUGUCCCCACUUUCUCCCCAUAUCCUUUGAUUCCUAAGAACUAUAUCUACAUCUUCAGUCGACAGAAGAGAAAAAGACACCUGCACCCAGUUAACCAGUGUGGUGAUCUGGUACCCCAAGUUGGUUUGACUAAAAACCAGUGCUUUUGUCAAGUAUUGUUUCUUUCGUACUUGUUAUGAUAAACUUAAUAAAUGCUGUGAGACUUUUGAAAAUAUACUAGUACCUGGAGUGGGCCUUGGAACUAAAAAGGAUCUGUAAACUUUUAGAUUGGUUGUCUGAACUUAGUCAGUAAUUAUAAUUGACUUAAAUCUUACAAGUAGAGUUGAAGUGAACUCAAAUACCUUAAAAUCCAGCACCCAAUCUUAAUGAAAUCUUAGUUAAGAGUCACAGCGUGAGGCACUAAAAGAUCUUUAUGGUUUUCUUUGCAGCCCCUAAAUCCCACUCCACAGCUAGCGCAAAAAUAAUUAGAAGUUCUCUUGUUCUGUUGCAUUUCUUCCUUUUCACUAUUCUUAACUUCAGCAAUGUUUAUACAAAAGCUGAGAUAAGUUGAUCAAACAUUUGGCAUCAAAGCACCUGGAUAAAUAUCAGGAAUGAGAUGGUUAUUUUCUAACAUAAAAUCAAGAAAGCAGACUCAACAUUUCAGGUCCAGUAACCCUUCAGAGUUUAUUUUCUAGAUGAGUACGUGAUAUAGUCGAUUUACCUUUUGGGUUCUUUUCAGGCUGUUGGGUGAAAAUAUCGUGUAGUGUAUCCCCCAUAGCCUGUGACCGGUUUUCCCCUUCAUCGUUCUGCCACGGACAACACCUUUGCAGCCUUUACAUUGCUUUCCAUGUUUGUUACAAUUAAUUCAAUCUGAUUCUUUGUGGGCUUUGUUAUCCCCUGUGAUACAACCCUGCAACCAUGGAAUUUACAGCCUUUAUAAUGACUUCAACCCCAUACCCUUUGCUUUCAUGCACAUGGAUAUCGAUCACUUAAGGUAGCAGGGCAAUUGGAAAGCACAAUAAAGAAGCAUACAUUGAACAAGGAUAUGUUGAAACAAGCAAAAAUUGCUAGAGAAACUCAGCGGGUCUGGCUACAUCUAUGCAGAGAAAGCAACGUUAAUAUUUCGAGUCUGGUGAUACUUCUUCACAACCGGAUUCAAAACGUUUUCACAGAUGCUGCCAGACCUGCUGCGUUUCUUCAACAAUUUCCUUGGCUUCAGAUCUCCACCAUCUGCGGCUCUUCGUUUUAUUUUAGAGGAUAUGUUGAACUUAUGCAAUGCACCUGUUGGACCUCAGUAUUCUGCGUCACACCUAUGAGACGAACGUUAACACAUUGCAUAGAGUUCAGAACAAAUUUACAAACAUGAUUCCAACCAUGAAACAUUCCAGUUGGGCACAGUUUGAAGGAAUUGGGACUGCUGCCCCGCCCCAUCGAGCGAGCUGCAGAUUGGAGGGCAGGCAGCACCGUGUGUGGCCUCGCCCCUACUGAUUCGGUUGUUGAUUGGAGGAGAGGCUGUGUUGUGCAGCCUUUUGAUUGGUGUUGAUGCCCCGCCCCCACACUGAUCUGGCCGCUGAUUGGCGGAAAGGCUGUGCGGGCGGGGAGUGGUUAGAAGAACCUUCAGGCGGAGGGGGCAGAUGCCGCUACGAUGGGCUCGGGGCCGGACGAGUUGUUCGCACUGAAGGAGUUGUCGUGCCUGGCUGUGGAUGAUGAUGAUGAUGAUGAUGAUGAUGAUGCCGACGACGACGACCUGUCCGCACUGAGCCGGACUAUCAGGAGAGGCGGGCUCACGACGCUCUCUGCAAUUUCUUCACGGCCGCCGGCGGCUGGGAGGUGAAGCCUCGCUACCACCUGGACACAGCCUUCAGGGCGGACUAGGGCCCGGCGGGAGGCCUCGUC
Messenger RNA from Rhincodon typus (whale shark), 5433 nucleotides. RefSeq names its product proline-rich nuclear receptor coactivator 1 (gene pnrc1). Gene Ontology annotation, cellular component: P-body; nucleus. The coding region runs from base 432 to 1352 and encodes 306 amino acids. NCBI's taxonomy places the organism in Eukaryota, Metazoa, Chordata, Chondrichthyes, Orectolobiformes, Rhincodontidae. The transcript is spliced from 3 exons. The record is from RefSeq and is a predicted model, not a curated record. Gene Ontology annotation, biological process: nuclear-transcribed mRNA catabolic process, nonsense-mediated decay.